UUAUGACAAUCUUCGCUUCACAAAGUGAGAUUGGACAACUGUGCAUGCCUGAAUUACAGGAUUACCCCGGGAUCGGCAUAUUUGGCGAUAAUUGAGGACGAUUCUUACCCCAUGAGUCAUGGAUCUGCAUCAAUUCAGUUGGCCGCCGACGCCGGCCUCCACUCAGGACUCAUUAUCGGGCCUCUCUGCAAAGCGGAUUUGUUAAGCUGAUUGCUCCUCGGCCCGAUUUAAACUACAAUGGGAUUUAAAAUCUGACAAGUCCCCCUGUCCUUGUUCUUUCUCCUAAAAAGAAAAACAAAAAGCGCAGCGUUCUCCCUGACUCUUUGCUCCUGACUCCUCGGAGCAGCCCAUUCCAUCACCAUGGGUUUCUUAGGUCUGUGACCUACACAUUCGCGACCCUACGUAUGUUCCUAAUAUGUCGCAGAGCCAGAGAAGAGCUCCGAUGGCGAGCUGUCGCCAGAGGCCCCUCGAUCUCCGAUUAACGAGCGCAAGUUGAUGGCGAAAAUCGACUGGCACGUCGUACCCUGUUUGUGUCUCAUGUAUUUGCUGGCAUUCUUGGACCGAGUGAACAUCAGUAACGCGGCGAUUCUGGGCUUGCAGGAAGACCUGAAUAUUGAGACGGGCACGAAAUACAACACCGCGUUGACGAUCUUUUUUGUUCCCUACAUUAUCUUCGAAAUCCCGUCGAAUAUUUUAAUGAAGAAGCUGAAGCCUCAUCUUUGGUUGUCAUUAUGUAUGUUUGGUUUCGGCUUGGUCAUGAUCUGCCAAGGUCUGGUGCAAAACUGGGGAGGACUUAUGACUACUCGCUGGUUCUUGGGCAUGUUUGAGACCGGUUUAUUUCCUGGUUGCUUCUAUCUGAUGGGCAUGUGGUACAAGCGCAGCGAAGCCCAGAAGCGCUUUAGUUUCUUCUUCAGCUCCACCACCCUAGCAGGUGCUUUUGGUGGUCUCCUUGCCAGUGGUCUCGGCAAAAUGGAAGGUUUGCGCGGCUAUCGAGGCUGGCGUUGGGUGUUCAUUAUCGAAGGUGUCCUGACCUGCGUGGUUGCCAUCAUCUGUUAUUUCCUGGUUACGGAUUUCCCUGAAGACGCCAAGUGGCUCACUGAAGAAGAGCGCGAUUUUGUUCGCGAAAAGCUCGCUGCGGACACGGGCAAGGCCGCCCCAGAUGCUGAUUUAACCUUGCGCGAUGUGUUGAGCGUGUUCAAAGACUACAAAAUCUUCAUCGGUGGAUGGAUGUACUUCGGUCAGGUUGUCACGGCCUACGGCUACGCGUACUUUGCGCCGACGAUCAUCAAGACCUACGGAUACGGACCCAUCAAGACGCAGCUUUAUUCUAUCCCUCCAUGGGCGGCGGCAUUCGGAUUUUCCAUGCUUAUCGCAUUCCUUUCGGACAAGUUUCGCCAUCGAUUCGCCUUUGCAUUCAUUCCAAUGCUCAUUGCGAUGGCUGGAUACGGAAUUUUGCUCAACAUCCACGGCGAGUCGCAACGGCACGUGCAGUACGGAGCCCUAUUCCUUGUCACCAUGGGAUGUUACAGCGCAAUGCCCGUCUUGGUGUGUUGGUUUGCUAUGAAUUUAGGAGGUCAUCGGCGACGGAGUGUGGGAACAGCUUGGCAGAUCGGCUUCGGUAACAUCGGAGGAAUCAUUUCGACCUACUCUUUCCUCCAGAAGGAUGCGCCGCUCUACCGCAACGGAUACAUCAUCAGCUUGUCCUUCCUGUGUUUCUCGGCGGCAAUGGCUGCCAUUUACUUCGCCGCGCUCUGGUUCGAUAACCGAAGACGCGACCGGGCGAUGGCGAACGGCGCCGUCGAUGCCCAGAACAGCGGCGCAGAGGAGCAAGAGCAGUUCUUGGGGGACAUGGCGCUCACUUAUCGCUACAACUAUUAAUUAGUAAUUAAUUUCAUGUGAAUUGAGUCGGAAAUUCUUGCUUCUUGACGCGAUGGACCCCGAUACCGGACUGAAGGUAGCAUCUAGAGAAA
Messenger RNA from Aspergillus caelatus, 1970 nucleotides. RefSeq names its product major facilitator superfamily domain-containing protein. The coding region runs from base 496 to 1878 and encodes 460 amino acids. Lineage: Eukaryota; Fungi; Ascomycota; Eurotiomycetes; Eurotiales; Aspergillaceae. Gene Ontology annotation, molecular function: transmembrane transporter activity. Gene Ontology annotation, biological process: transmembrane transport. The record is from RefSeq and is a predicted model, not a curated record. Gene Ontology annotation, cellular component: plasma membrane. The transcript has 7 exons.